This is a messenger RNA of Alosa alosa (allis shad), 8863 nucleotides long. It is a transcript of the gene tnca, whose product is annotated as tenascin Ca. NCBI's taxonomy places the organism in Eukaryota, Metazoa, Chordata, Actinopteri, Clupeiformes, Clupeidae. The record is from RefSeq and is a predicted model, not a curated record. The transcript has 32 exons. Gene Ontology annotation, molecular function: protein binding. The coding region runs from base 670 to 7878 and encodes 2402 amino acids.
UGGAAGGUAAAAUAGCUUAGCCUACCUCAUCCAACGGGAAUGGCCGCGUCAAUGUGGACAAGAUUCCAUUAUUUCUCCUGCUAGCAGCUAACCUUCCAGUAUUUCAUUUUUCCCCCUCUCUCCUGAUGUGUGCUCCUGACCUCUGACCUAUGGUCAUGACGAACUGGAUCAAACCAGUUUAUUUUUUGGUCAGCCAGAUUUGGAUUGAAGACAGUUCUUUCGCUGUUCUCCUCGACAGUCCCUGCAUCAGCUGUUACAAUGGGAUCGGAUGCCAUGUAGGCUGGAGUGGAUACAAUGGAACUUCCUGCAGAGGAGCGUCUAAGGUGAGCUGAGCCAAGCAGGACCUGUGGAGUCAAAAGGAACCGAGACAGGGCAAGCGGGAAGACGCGCGCAAGAGACAGCACGCAAGAGAGAGAGAGAGAGAGAGAGAGAGAGAGAGAGAGAGAAAGGAUAGGAACACAGAGGGGUUGGAAGCAAGCGUCUCCUGGAAGACCGGUGCCUUUCUCCGCCUCACCUGCCUGCCCGGGGCUCUGGGUUCAUUCAGUGAGUCGGUGUGCUGGUCUGCUGCCUCAGUGUACGCGGACACCACCGCCUGUGUGGAGACAGCUGGCACUCCACCACAGAUAUCCUGCCCAAGUCUUACUGGAUUAGCUUUAAAUCCUUAUUACCAUGAUGGGGACCAGCCGCCUACUUCUAGGCAGUUUUAUCUUAGCUGUCCUGUUGAAUCUCAGUGAUGGUGGUCUGGUAAAGAAAAUCCUGAGACAUCGGCGGCAAACCCUGGCAGCUCCAGUCACCGACAACAUCACCCUCCCAAACCCUCACCAGCCAGUUGUCUUCAACCACGUCUACAACAUCAACGUUCCAGCCGGUUCUCUGUGCACCGUGGAUCUGGACUCGCCUGGAGGUACGGAGCUCGAGCCGAAGGAUGACCCCGCUGGAACGCGCAUGACGGAACACACCCUGGACGGGGAGAACCAGAUUGUCUUCACCCACCGCAUCAACAUCCCCAAGCAGGCCUGCGGCUGCACCGACGGGAUGCCCGAGCUGAAGAACCUGCUGAGCCGCCUGGAGAUGCUGGAGGGAGAGGUGUCCACGCUCAGGGAACAGUGCACCAGUGAUGGCGGCUGCUGUGGAGCCCAGGCCACAGGCAAUGUGGGUACAACGCCUUAUUGCAGUGGCCAUGGCAACUUCAGCAAUGAUAUCUGUGGUUGUAUUUGUGAUCCUGGCUGGAAGGGACACAACUGCUCCGAGUCUGAGUGUCCCGAUGAAUGCUCUGACCAGGGCCGCUGUGUGGACGGAAAGUGCCAGUGUUUCGAGGGCUACGCUGGACACAACUGCAGCCUGGAGGUCUGCCUUGUGGACUGUGGCAAGUACGGUGAGUGCGUCCGCGGCGCCUGCGUCUGUGUCGACGGUUACUUCGGCAAGGACUGUUCCGAGUCGGACUGCCUGAACAACUGCCUCGGCCGCGGUAAGUGCGUGGACGGCGACUGCGUCUGCGAGGAGCCGUGGACGGGCUUCGACUGCUCGGAGCUCAUCUGCCCCAACGAUUGCUACGACCGUGGCCGCUGCAACAAUGGCACGUGCGAGUGUGACGAGGGCUACACGGGCGAGGACUGCGGCCAGCGCACCUGCCCCAACGACUGCAUGGGCCGCGGCUUCUGCGUGGACGGUCAGUGCGUGUGCAGCGCCGGCUACACGGGCGAGGACUGCUCGUCGCUCACCUGCCUGAAUGACUGCAAUGGGCGAGGCCAGUGCUUCAACGGCGUGUGUAUCUGCGAGACGGGCUACCAGGGCGAGGACUGCAGCCAACUGGCCUGCCUCAACAACUGCAACAGCCGUGGUCAGUGCAUCAACGGACGGUGCCAGUGCGACGCCGGCUUCCAGGGUGAGGACUGCUCCGAGCUGUCCUGCCCCAACGACUGCCGCAACCGGGGCCGCUGCGUCAACGGGCAGUGUGUGUGUGACGAGGGCUUCGCCGGAGAGGACUGCAACGUCAAGACGUGUCCAUCCGACUGCUACGGACGCGGGGACUGCGUGGACGGCAAGUGCGUGUGCCACGCCGGCUUCACCGGCGAGGACUGCAGCGAGCUCAGCUGCCCCAACGACUGCCAGAACCGUGGCCGCUGCGUCUCCGGCCAGUGCGUCUGCGACGAGGGCUUCACCGGCGAGGACUGCAGCCUGAAAGCCUGCCCCAAUGACUGCCUGGGCCGCGGCUACUGUGACGACGGGCGCUGCGUCUGCCAGGAGGGCUUCGCUGGCGACGACUGCUCUGAGCUCACAUGCCCUGCCAACUGCAACGACAGGGGGCGCUGUGUCAAUGGCGCGUGCCAGUGCGAGAUUGGCUUCGAGGGUGACGACUGUGGCCAGCGGAGCUGCCUGAACAACUGCCACGGGCUUGGCCGCUGCAUCGAUGGACAGUGUGUCUGCGACGAGGGCUACAUUGGAGAGGAUUGCUCAGUGGUGUCACCUCCGAAGGACCUGACAGUGAUUGACGUGAACACCGAGUCGGUCAACCUCACCUGGUUCAACGAGAUGCUGGUGACUGAGUACCUGGUCACCUACGUCCCCACGGCACCCGGCGGUCUGCAGCUGGAGCGCACAGUGCCGGGCGACCGCACCGCAGCCACCAUCGAUGACCUCGAGCCUGGCAUUGAGUACAUGAUUAAAGUCUACGCCGUCCUAAGCAACCAGAAGAGCGUGCCAGUCAGCGCUCGCGUAGCUACCCAUCUGCCGCAGCCAGAUGGCCUCAAAUUUAAGUCCAUCAGAGACACAUCCGUGGAGGUGUUGUGGGACCAGCUGGACAUUCCGCAUGACGGCUGGGAGCUCUCCUUUAGGAACACUAAAGAGGAGAAUGGGAAAAUCUUGAAUGCGCUGAACCGGGGGCAGACCAGCUUCGAGCAGAUUGGACUCGGACCUGGUCAGGAGUACGAGGUGUCGCUCGGGGUCGUCAAAAACAACUCCAGAGGACCUCAGACGACCCAGACUCUUGUGACAAAACUUGACACACCACGCCAGCUGGAGGUCCGUGAUGUGGCAGACAACAGCGCUGUCAUCUCCUGGUCUUUGCCAGUGGCCCAAAUCGACACCAUCACCCUGUCCUUCGGCCCCUCCUCCAACCCCUCAGACAGGAAGUCCGUGGACCUGGCCCCCACAGAGACACAGCACACGGCCGAAGGGCUGGGUCCAGACACGGAGUACGAGGUGACCUUGGUGUCCAAGCGAGGCGACAUGAGCAGCGUCCCUGCCUCUGAAACCUUCACCACAGACCUAGAUGCCCCCAUAGAUCUGCAGGUUGUGGGUCAGACCGACAGCACUGUGACCUUGGAGUGGACAAACAGCCAGGCUGAUGUGAACAACUACCGGGUCAAAUACAGCCCUGUGUCUGGAACAGCUCAUGGAGAGGACCUUUUCCCUGAAGGGUCAGGAGAUAAGACGGUGGUCACUAUCACAGGCCUGAAGCCAGGGACUGAGUAUGGCAUCGGCGUCAAUGCUGUGAAGAAUGAGAGGGAGAGCCUGCCAGCGACAGUCACCGCCAUGACCGACCUGGACCCACCGAGGGACCUGGAGGUGACAGAGGCCACCGAGACGACCAUGACUGUGGCGUGGAAGAGGCCGAGGGCCAAGAUCGGCAAUUACAGGCUGGCUGUGGAGUCUGCGGACGGCAGACGAGGUGAGGUGGAGGUGCCGGGUGAUGCCACCACCCACACCCUCACCGGUCUCACCCCAGGCAUGCGGUACACCAUCACCCUGGUGGCGGAGCGUGGGCGCAAGAGGAGCGAGACUGUCAGUACAUCUGCUUCCACAGCGUCGUUCACUUUCUAUCUAGCCGAAUCAGUUCCCGAGCUCUCAGCUCCGACAAGCGCCGACGACAAUAUCAUUAGUUUUCUGCCAAUAGACACUCCUGAACUGACCCAGGUCUCUGGGCAGGGGCCCGAGGAUGAGACAGGCACCUUGACAGUCUCGGACGUCACGUCUGACGGAUUCGAUCUGUCUUGGGAAUCGAAGGCAGACAUUCUGUACGAUAGCUACACAGUAGAGCUGGCAGAUGUAUCUGGAUUGUGGGACAGCCGGGAGAUCUAUCUCGCAGGAGAUGCAGCAGGCACUAGAAUCCGUGGUCUAAACUUCUCCACGGAAUAUCAAGUAAGGCUUUAUGGAGUAAUCAAUAGCCAAAGGUCCUCGCCGUUUGAAGCUGUUGCAGUAACAGCACCCAAGUCUACCUCUCCAGAUGUUGUUGCUUUGAGAUUAAAAAGUGCUCCCACAAGCCAGUUGCCUCCAGAAACAGAAGUCACACCUACAGCUAUUAGCGUGACCCCUGCUAGAACAGAGGCACCAAUGACAGGCGCUGUGCCAACUGCAGGGGUCAUGCCAACUGCAGGGGUCAUGCCAACUGCAGGGGUUAUGCCAACUGAGUGGGCAGUGCCAACUGAGGGGGCCUCGGGUGCUGGGCCAGAGGGUUCUGGUCUAGCCCUCCCAGGUGACCUCAGUGUCACGAACAUGACACAGACCAGCCUGGCACUCACGUGGUCAGCCCCAGAGGCUGCGUUUGAUAGCUUCCGAGUCGAGCUGGCUCCCUCGACACCGACGGCACUAAAACAGGUUACAGUGUUGCCCGGCAGUACCAGGAGUGCCCACAUUGAUGGUUUACUCCCUGGGAUACAAUAUGAGGUUUCUGUGUAUGGGAUGGUGGAGGGAGAACAAACACAACCAGUCUCUGUUCUUGCUAACACAACAAAAGAGGAGCGGAAGCCGCAGGUGGGCAACCUGACGGUGUCCGAUGUGUCCUGGGACAGCUUUAACGUGUCCUGGACCGUCGAGGCGGGCGAGUUUGAGGGCUUUGUCAUAGAGGUGGCCAACCUGGAGGGCGGCCCCCAGCGGCAGAACCUCACGCUGUCCGGCGACGCCCUCAGUCUGUUCAUGUCCGGCCUGAGCCCCAGCUCCACCUAUAUGAUCGCUCUCUAUGGCCUUCACAAGGGCUACCUCCUGGGGCCUGUCUAUACUGUCGCCACCACAGUGAAAGCCCCCGUGGUUGGCAAUCUGUAUGUGUCUAAUGUAACCCAUAAAAGCUUCUCCGUGUCUUGGAAUGGCACUGAGAGUGGAUUUGAGGGUUUCAUCCUGGAGGUCAUUGAUACCAGCUGGCAAAAGGAGCCAGUUGAACUAAACAUUUCCCACAAUACCAUGUCGCAUGACAUCACAGGGCUCGAGCCCAGCACUGAUUAUAUUGCCUACCUCUAUGGUGUUAUGAAAGGAAGGAGAACUCACGCUGUCAGUACUGUUGCAACCACAGCCAAACCGCCCGACUUGUACGGGAUUGUUGUUUCUAACAUUACCUCAGACAGACUGUCCCUGUCAUGGAGGACGGGAGAGAAAGCUUUUGAUAAUUUUAUAGUUGAGGUCAGAGAGUCUGCUUUGCCCUCGCAGGCCAUGGGCCGCACUGUGCCCGGUGGGGAACGCUCCACUGUUUUCACGGGCCUCAAAGGGAACACGCGCUAUAACAUCAAACUCUACGCCAACGUGGGCGGAAAGAACUCGCCGGCUCUGACCGUUGUAGCCCGAACAGAGCCUAAAGCCAAACUGGGCCGAUUAACAGUAUCAAAAAUCACGCCGAGUAACUUCACUUUGGCCUGGAAAACGGUGGCGGGCCACUUCGAUGGCUUUGUCAUUCGUGUGAGCGACCGUGAAAUGCUGCACGACCCGCUGGAGCUCACGCCUCCUGGCGACACACGUAAGCUUAUCGUAAGCGGGCUGGUGGACUCCACGGCCUACGACAUACAGAUGUACGGCCUCUCGUACGGGCGCCGAACGCCACCAGUCUCGACGCGUACGCGCACAGCCUCAUUGCCCAAAGUGGAAAACCUAACCGUGUCAGACAUUACCCCGUACGGUUUCCGACUGUCCUGGGCCGCCCGUGACGGGGACCGGUCGGCCGGCAAGCGCUUCAGCCACUUUCAGGUAGAGGUGUCCGACUCCGGGCGACUCCUGGAGGCGCAGGAGUUCUCGGUGCCGGGCAACCAGACCUCGCUGGACAUCUGGGGCCUGAUCACUGGUAUAGGCUAUGAGGUCAGGCUGACCGGAGUGUCGGCGUCUGGGCUGCGCUCUCGGCCGCUGACCGCAGUGGCUGUGACAGAGGCCGAGCCAGAGAUUGAGCACCUCUUUGUGUCCGACAUCACCCCCGAGAGUUUCCGGAUUGCCUGGACCGCUGAGGACGGCGUCUUCGAUCGAUUCGUGAUCAAAGUUAGGGAUGCCAAAAAGCUUGCUCACCCGCAAGAGUUUAAUGUCGCUGGUGACGAGAGGACCAAAGUCAUGACUGAUCUAAUGGGGGGCACUGAGUAUGAGAUUGAACUGUACGGCGUCACUCUGGAACACCGAUCCCAGCCUUUAACCGCUGUUGCCAGAACAGGCCUCGGCGCUCCCCGGGGCAUCAGCUUCUCCGAUAUCACCGCAACGUCUUCUAUGGUCCACUGGACCGUUCCCCGCGCCAAUGUGGACUCAUACCGUGUGACAUUUGUGCCCCUUCAGGGAGGCAAUCCCGAGACGGCGACGAUUGACGGGACUCAGUCAGAAACUCUGCUUCCCAAUCUAAUUCCUGGGGAGACUUAUCAAGUGACUGUGGUUGCUGUCAAGGGCUUGGAGGAGAGCGACCCUAUCACUGACACAAUGACUACAGCCCUGGAUAUGCCACGCAGUCUGACCGCGGUCAACAUCACUGACACCGAGGCUUUGUUGCUAUGGCAGCCUGCCAUUGCCACCGUGGACGGCUAUGUCAUCACAUACACCGCAGAUACAGGGUCGCCAGUGAUUGAGCAAGUGUCUGGGAACAUUGUGGAGUUUGAGAUGAACUCCCUGAGUCCCAACACCCAGUACACUGUUAGCGUCUACGCCACCAAAGAUGCGCUGAAGAGCCAGGCCAUUACCACAGACUUCACCACAGAGCUCGAUGCUCCACGGGAUUUGGUGGCCACUAACAUCCUGACGGACACUGCACUGCUCACCUGGGUUCCCCCUCGCGGCGCCAUCAGCGGCUACAUCCUGACCUUCAUGGCGUCCGACGGCACAAUCAGGGAAGUAGUCCUCGAUGCCUCUGAAACCUCCUACAGUGCAACUGACUUGAGCAGCUCCAUGGAGUAUGUGGUCCGGCUGCAGGCUGUCGCUGGCGCCAAGAGCAGCCGUCACAUCACUACCACAUUCACCACAGCUGGAGUCCUUUACAGGUUUCCCAAGGACUGCUCACAGGCACUACUGAAUGGGGAGAGUGAAUCUGGCCUGUACACCAUCUAUGUGGGAGGAAAUGAGAACCAGCCUAUGCAGGUGUACUGUGACAUGUCCACCGAUGGCGGUGGAUGGGUGGUAUUCCUCAGACGUCAGAACGGGAAAACUGAGUUCUUCAGGAAUUGGAGGAACUACACAAACGGCUUCGGGGACAUGAUGGAUGAAUUCUGGCUCGGUCUGUCCAACAUGCACAAGCUCACCACAUCUGGUCCGUAUGAGCUGCGGGUGGACCUGAGAGAUGGCACUGAGUCUGUGCAUGCUUACUACGACAGCAUCGUUGUUGGAGAACCACGAGGCCGCUACAAGAUCCAGAUCGGUUCCUACAGUGGCACAGCUGGUGACUCUAUGACCUACCACCAGAACAGACCCUUCUCCACGUACGACAAUGACAAUGACGUUGCCGUCACCAACUGUGCCCUUUCGUACAAGGGUGCCUUCUGGUACAAGAACUGCCACCGAGUCAACCUCAUGGGAAGAUAUGGAGACAACAGCCACAGCAAGGGCAUCAAUUGGUUCCAUUGGAAGGGCCACGAGCAUUCUGUCCCCUUCGCAGAGAUGAAGAUCAGGCCAAUCAACUUUGGCAACUUAGAAGGCCGGAGGAAAAGAUCGUAAAGCUCACUCUGUCAAAAAACAACCCCCCCUUCUUCCUCAAUCCCGGCCAGCCGGUCGCCAGAUCAGCCUAGCUGGCCAAAUAGCAGACACCAAGGCCCCAAUUCCCCAUCAAAAACCGGCCUAAGUCACUACGGUAUAGUCCUGAUACACUCUAUGGUGAUCGGACAAAAUGGGGCUAUUUUUCUAUACUGAAAAUGUCAUUGUGCACAAAAAAGGUGGAGGGUUAACUAUAGCGUAAGCCAAGACUGGGCUGGCGCCUCCCUUUCUGAAUAUUUGGGUUUACCCUGUUUCAUCUCUGACAGAUUUGUUUUUAAUGUGUUUGUUUUCAUAAAGAAUUCCUUCCCAUGGAAUUGUUGCUGGUGCUUUUGACUUAUUUUUUUGUGAGGUCAAUAGAUCUUAUUGGUCAGAUCCCAUUAGAAUCCUUUUGAGUUUUUGGUUGUUUUAUGUGUACUUGUUUGUAAAAUUAAAUUUUUUGUCUUUAAAAAGGUGGAUAAGUUUUGUCACAUUUUUUCUUUUAUUGAAGAGCUUUUAAAAUAUGUAUGAUUGUCAAUGAAUGUACAGGGCAUAGUGGCUAAAGAUAUUAAAAGCCCCUUAUGUUUAAGUGUGACCACUACAUCAUAAAACGAUUGAAUAAGCAAUUUCAACAAUCAGAAAGAGAGAGAGAGAAGUCAAGGUCAAUAAAUAUCUGUUGUACAGGGAUAGCAUUUGUGAGUCUUUUUCUGUAUGUGAAGAAUGUUUCUUUACUAAGAAAACAAAAAAAUGUUUCUAAAUUGAUAGAUUUUGUAGUCUUUUAAAUUACAGAAACAAACCUUCUUUAACAAAGUGCCAUGAACUGAAUAUUAAUAAAGCAGUUGCAAUAACAGACCACCAAAAUGUCCAUGGCAGACACCACUGAUUUUCAAAAAGCCUGUAGAGUGUUUGCUUGUGUUUUCUAUAAAAUGGAGAGAGAAAAAUGUGUAUCCAUUAUUGCAAUAAAAUACUUUCU